AUGAUUGUAAAAAGCAAUAGUUUUAAGUACCUAGGAUCGGUAUUACAGAGUAAUGGAGAAAUAGAUGGAGAUGCAUGCAGUAGAAUUAGGGCUGGAUGGAUGAAGUGGAAAGAAGCGAGUGGUGUGUUGUGUGACAGAAAAAUUCCAAUGAAGCUGAAGGGAAAAUUCUAUAAAACAGCCAUAAGACCAGCUAUGAUGUACGGAACUGAAUGUUGGGCAGUGAAAAAGAAAGAGGAACAGCGAAUGCAUGUGGCGGAAAUGAGAAUGCUUAGAUGGAUGAGUGGAGUGACAAAGAAGGAUAAAAUUAGAAAUGAGUAUAUUAGGGGAAGUCUAGGUGUGGCACCAAUUGAUGCCAAAAUGAGAGAGCAUAGGUUAAGAUGGUUUGGUCAUGUUCAACGUCGAGACGUUAACCACCCAAUACGAAGAAUAGCUGAAGUGCAGAUAAUUAUGCAGUAUUGA
Messenger RNA from Diabrotica virgifera virgifera (western corn rootworm), 459 nucleotides. RefSeq lists its product as uncharacterized. Lineage: Eukaryota; Metazoa; Arthropoda; Insecta; Coleoptera; Chrysomelidae. Bases 1 to 459 code for a protein of 152 amino acids. The transcript is spliced from 2 exons. The record is from RefSeq and is a predicted model, not a curated record.